Messenger RNA from Scomber japonicus (chub mackerel), 2154 nucleotides. Its product is annotated as zinc finger and BTB domain-containing protein 40-like. The record is from RefSeq and is a predicted model, not a curated record. Lineage: Eukaryota; Metazoa; Chordata; Actinopteri; Scombriformes; Scombridae. The transcript is spliced from 9 exons. Gene Ontology annotation, molecular function: DNA-binding transcription factor activity; RNA polymerase II cis-regulatory region sequence-specific DNA binding. Gene Ontology annotation, biological process: regulation of transcription by RNA polymerase II. The coding region runs from base 10 to 2154 and encodes 714 amino acids.
CAUAACAAAAUGUUUGCUUCUUUUGAAGAGCGAUUGUGCGAGCAAAUCCGUCGAUACCCGCACAUAUACAAUUCAUCAUUGAGAGAGUACAAAGACAACCAGCUGUUGUUGAAGUCCUGGCGAAAAGUCGCUCAAGCUCUUGGCAGAGAUGAGAAUUUCUGCCGUCAGAAGUGGAAAUAUCUGCGAGACAGAUACGUGAGGGCCAAGAGAAAGCUGAAAGGCAGGAGAUGCGGUCCCUACUCACCUAUCAUUAUUUCCAAGUUAGAUUGGCUCUCUGACUUCAUCAGGCAUCGUCCAACGGAGUCAGAAGAGUUGGAAGGAUCUAGUGAAACGGUGAUGUUGCAGCUGGAGUCAGUCACUGCUGGUCCCUCUGCUGAACAAGUCCCUCUGUGUUCAGCUACCCGUGUUUCCCUGCCUGCUCAGGGAGAAACAUUGCUGCCAUCAGCAUCUCUGGAAAAUGCAGCAUCCCCUGUACCAUCUGGACGAGUGUCUGCUGGGGAUCGUCAUCUUGCUCUGUCAUCGCUGCGCCUCUUGGUUCCCCCACUUAGGCUGAUGUCAGCCUGGAUGUGGCAGGUGGCUCUGGAGCGAAAUGUGGAACAAUAUGGAAAACUGGCCGAAUUCAUCAUAUUGAUGACAGAGAUGGUCCCAGAGCUUAUGAACUACAAGCAGAGUAUUCAGCUGAUCCUGGGACUAAGAUCUCGGAUUAUCUUGGAAUUUCUAAAGAAAGAGGAUCCCAUUGACUGUGAUACUAUCCAGGAACACCUCAACAUUUUCCAAAAGAGCACAACAAACUGCGAUGAGGAAGAGGAUCAAGACACAGAGGUGGAGAUUUCAAAGUCGGCAUUUGUGGAGCUGGUUCAAAUGUUACUUAAUGACAAACAUGAAAAGGACAAAUUUUUCAAGGAGGUGUUCCCAGCACUCUAUGGAGCCCAUUUUGAUACAGUGCUGCAGAUCCUUUUGUGGGAGUUUCUCUACCGACUAGAAGAGUUUUUCACAAUACCAAGUUUUUCAAAGGUAUCCUCCAUAUUUGACCUGUAUUCCUAUGACUUCCAGUUUGAGCAGUUUGUCUCUGAUCACGAGGACCUGAAGAAGAUUGUGCAGCAUCAAAAACAGCGACAAAAGUUGACUCAAAGUGAGUUCUCCUUCAUGUCGGACACCAUUUUGUCCACACUUGCAUCUCACCAGACAUUAGUGGCAUCAGAAGAUAGCAUUGAUAGUAUGAUUGGUGAGAAAGGUGACAACAGCAGUGAUGGAGAGACUGACAACACUUCUCAGCCCCAGGACUGCAGACUGUCCCCAUGUCCUGAAGAAGGUGGUGUGACAAGUGAAACAGCUGGUGAAACCUCCUUCCAACAACCCAGAUGCUCAGAAAGCUCAAUGGAAGGAGUGAAAGAACAUCUGGAUCUAAGUAGAAACAAGGAGGCAUCAGAAGAGAGCAUGAUCAAGUCCUCGACAGAAAGCAGAGCUGAUAUCUCCCCUGUGUUCAGAGAGGACUCCAUAAGGUCCAAUAAAAACGCCUGCCAGGAGUGUGGAAGGACUUUUACAUCAAGUUCCCUCUUGAAAAGCCAUCGUUACGUUCAUUCUUCAGAGCGGCCAUUCAAGUGCACUCAGUGCAACAAGACAUAUAAACGUUCUAAAGAUCUGCAUAGGCAUGUCCUUAUUCACGCCAACUUUGGAUUGCCGGCUUUUGCUUGCACUCUUUGUGAGAAGAAAUUUAUGUCUCACUCUUCACUUGCAAAACAUAAGCGACGUCACAGUGGAGAGAGGCUGUUUGCCUGCUCGCACUGCAACAAGAGGUUCUGGACAAGCUCAGACUUGAAGUCCCAUAUGCUCAUUCACACUGGUGAGCGCCCGUACGCAUGUACUAUUUGUGACAAGAAAUUCACACAGCCGUAUGUGCUCACAGUUCACCUCAGGAUGCAUACGAACGAGAGGCCGUAUCUGUGCAGCACCUGUGGUAUGUCAUUCUGUAGCUCCGGGGCCCUGCUGGUACAUUCACGCAGACACACAGGGGAGCGGCGUCAUCAGUGUGAAUCCUGCGGAAAACGUUACUUUUUAGCUUCACAUCUGGCAGCACAUCGUAAAUGCCAUACUAGAGAGAGGCCUAUCCUUGCUCACGAUGUAGUAAAUCCUUUCACUGUAGUUCAGAACUGA